ACCAAAAUGUAUAAUGUAAACUGAAGAGUCGCAAUAAUAAGAAAUGUAAUGUAAUCAAAAAAUGGGGCAACUUAGUCAUCGCUUUGUGGUCUUCGACCUGAAAGUCAUCUCUUAAAUCAAAUUGAAAUCAAAAAUCAAUCUUCCCCGUCGUGACCCCCAUUCACUUUUUUCUGCUCCCCUCUAAAAUUUUCUCUCUCCCUUUCAUUUCGAUCUUGCAGCUGAUAUUCUAUCUGGGCUUCAAUCAGAAUACCAUUUUGAAAGAAAAAAUGACCGCCGUGUUAAUGGUGGUAGACUGCUGAAUUAACUGCAUCCAGAAAUUACAGGGAAGACAUUAUGUGGGAAAGUAAAUUUAGGCAUAGUCAAUAGUGGUUAUGCGAGCAAAACCCUUUGCUUGCAUGGUCGAGGCAAGGGUUGGAGCCUCGGAAUUGUAUAGUCAAAAUUCAGUAAAAUUUGGACUUUAAAACUGUGUAAGAAAUGGCCCGAGGCAGAAUAAGGGCAAGAAUAAGGAGAAGCCAUCUCUACACGUUUGCUUGCUACCGCCCUUCUCCUACAGAAGAGGACAGGCGUCAUGACUUUAAUGGGCCUGGCUACUCACGAAUGGUUUACUGCAAUCAGCCUCACAUGCAUACGCAAAAGCCGCUUAAAUACUGCACGAACUACAUUUCCACCACAAAGUACAACGUAGUUUCUUUUCUACCAAAAGCCAUUUUCGAACAAUUCAGACGUGUAGCCAACUUGUACUUUCUUCUGGCAGCUGUUUUAUCUCUAACUCCCAUAUCGCCAUUCUCUGCUGUGAGUAUGAUUGCGCCUCUGGCUUUCGUGGUCGGUUUGAGUAUGGCUAAAGAAGCUCUUGAAGACUGGCGUAGAUUUAUACAGGACAUGAAAGUCAAUUUGCGAAAAUGUAAUGUACAUAAAAGAGAAGGUAUUUUCGGACUUAAACCCUGGAUGAAGCUGAGGGUUGGGGAUAUAGUGAAAGUCGAGAAGGAUAAGUUCUUCCCUGCCGAUUUACUCCUUCUCUCCUCGAGUUACGAGGACGGUAUUUGUUAUGUCGAGACGAUGAAUUUGGAUGGGGAGACUAAUUUGAAGGUCAAACGUUCUUUAGAGAUAACUCUACCAUUAGAUGAUGAUCAAGCUUUCAAGGAUUUUACAGCCUCCAUCAGAUGUGAGGAUCCGAAUCCAAACCUCUACACUUUUGUCGGCAAUUUCGAAUAUGAUCGACAGGUUUAUCCACUCGAUCCAAGUCAAAUCCUUCUCCGCGACUCGAAGCUUAGAAACACUGCUUAUGUUUAUGGGGUGGUGAUAUUCACCGGCCAUGACAGCAAAGUCAUGCAGAACUCCACGAAAUCUCCUUCGAAAAGGAGCAGGAUCGAAAAGCAAAUGGACAAGAUAAUAUACAUCCUUUUCAGUCUAUUGGUGUUCAUCUCGUUCAUAAGCUCGGUGGGUUUUAUUGCCAAGACGAAAAUCGAUUUGCCAAAUUGGUGGUAUUUACAAGUUCCAGAUGAAGAGAGUUUGUAUGAUCCAACUAAACCCCUCACAUCCGGAUUUUAUCACUUAAUCACAGCUCUCAUACUUUAUGGAUACUUAAUACCUAUAUCCCUUUACGUAUCGAUCGAGGUCGUAAAAGUCUUGCAAGCCUUGUUUAUAAACAAGGAUAUCCAUAUGUACGAUGAGGAGACUGGAACUCCUGCUCAGGCUCGAACCUCAAACUUAAAUGAGGAGUUAGGACAAGUGGACACAAUCCUUUCAGAUAAAACGGGCACUUUGACUUGCAAUCAGAUGGAUUUUCUCAAGUGCUCCAUUGCAGGGACUGGCUAUGGCAUGCGUGCUAGCGAUGUGGAACUUGCAGCUGCUAAACAGAUGGCUAUGGACAUUGAUGGCCAGAGCCAGGUCAGCACGCCUCAUGCGUGGAGAAAAAGUGGGUUUGGAGAAAAUGAAAUCGAGCUUGAGGCCGUUAUUUCCUCGGAAGGGCGUAAAUCUGUAAAGGGGUUCAGUUUUGAGGAUAGCAGGCUAAUGAACGGGAAUUGGUUUAGAGAACCGAAUCCGGAAAUGAUUUUGUUGUUUUUUAGGAUAUUGGCCGUUUGUCACACAGCAAUUCCGGAGGAAAAUGAGGAGACUGGUGUUUUAACGUACGAAGCUGAGUCUCCGGAUGAAGGCGCGUUUCUUGUUGCCGCUCGAGAGUUUGGUUUCGAGUUCUGUAGAAGAACUCAGUCGAGUAUAUUUGUACGUGAGAGGUAUCCAUCGUAUCAGGAGCCUGUCGAGAGGGAGUUCAAAGUUCUUAAUUUGUUGGAUUUCACUAGCAAAAGGAAGAGGAUGUCGGUUAUUGUUCGGGACGAGACUGGUCAGAUCCUUCUUUUUUGCAAGGGAGCUGACAGUAUCAUAUUUGAUAGGCUAGCCAGGAAUGGGAGAAUAUAUGAGGAGGCAACCACAAAGCACUUGAAUGAAUACGGUGAGGCAGGUUUGAGGACUUUAGCACUUGCUUAUAAGAAGCUAGAUGAGGAGAAGUAUGCUGCUUGGAAUGAAGAAUUCACUCGAGCAAGGACCUCGAUCAAUGGGGAUCGAGAAGCAAUGCUCGAACGAAUUUCAGAUGCGAUGGAAAGGGACUUGAUACUCGUUGGCGCCACUGCAGUGGAGGACAAAUUACAAAAUGGGGUGCCGCAGUGCAUAGACAAGCUGGCACAAGCUGGUCUAAAGAUCUGGGUUUUGACAGGUGAUAAGAUGGAAACUGCAAUAAACAUUGGAUUUGCUUGUAGUUUACUUCGACAGGGCAUGAAGCAGAUAUGUAUAACAACAAUGAAUACAGAUGCAUUAGUUGUCCAGGAUCCCAAGCAGGCUGUGAAGGAGAAUAUAUUGAUGCAAAUCACGAACGCAACUCAAAUGGUGAAGCUAGAAAAGGAUCCGCUUGCUGCAUUUGCUUUGAUCAUUGAUGGGAAAACUCUAACUUAUGCCUUAGAGGAAGACAUGAAGCAUCAAUUUUUGAAUUUGGCAAUUGAUUGCGCUUCUGUCAUAUGCUGCCGUGUCUCACCCAAGCAGAAAGCUCUGGUAACAAGAUUAGUGAAAGAAGGAACUAAGAAAACCACGUUAGCAAUUGGUGAUGGUGCAAAUGAUGUAGGGAUGAUCCAAGAAGCAGAUAUUGGUGUUGGCAUUAGCGGGUGUGAAGGCAUGCAGGCUGUGAUGGCUAGUGACUUUGCUAUUGCACAGUUUCGGUUUCUCGAGCGACUUUUGGUCGUGCAUGGCCAUUGGUGUUACAAAAGAAUUGCUCAGAUGAUAUGUUAUUUCUUCUACAAAAACAUCGCAUUCGGCCUUACAAUCUUCUAUUUCGAAGCCUUUGCUGGCUUUUCUGGACAGUCGGUGUAUGUCGAUUGGUAUAUGCUGAUGUUCAAUGUUGUCCUCACUUCAUUGCCCGUCAUUUCACUUGGAGUGUUUGAGCAAGACGUAGAUUCCGAAGUCUGCUUGCAGGUUAGUUGUCUGGAUUUUACUUCCGAGUNGUAA
This is a messenger RNA of Striga asiatica, 3489 nucleotides long. The record is from the annotation of a GenBank genome assembly. NCBI's taxonomy places the organism in Eukaryota, Viridiplantae, Streptophyta, Magnoliopsida, Lamiales, Orobanchaceae.